UACCUGGCUCUGUCCGCUGCCCUCAUCGCGCCGAGUCGACUCGUACUUCUCUUCCGGGUCUGCGCUUUAUUUGAAAACUGGUUUUUUACCGAACCGUUUCACUGGAAGGGCGCCGUGCUGGGAAGAUGAUGGCUCCGGAGCCGCUGCGUUCAGCAACGACUAGUAAAGGCAGGGAGGACACGUCGCUCGCCUUGCCCUCCGACAACAAGCUGCACUCGGGACAGCAGCGCGUGCUGCAUCAAGUACACACUAUCGAGAGGAGCAAGUCCAAACACGGGAAGAGCGGCUCACCAACACUCUCACGAACAAGCCUGCCCUCCCAGACUUUGACAACAUAUGAGUUUGGGUCGUUCAAGUUUUCUCCAUCCAAAGCAAAUGGCUCCUUCAGUCGUACCAACUCCACUCUGUCAACAGGCUACAACAAAUCGGUAAAGACUCAGAGUCGUACCCUAUCCGCUAGAACCACGAGAGGAAGACAAGUCAGCUCUGGCUUAUGGGAUCAGCAAAUCAACACUUCCAGCUGGCCCAAGGCCACCAAUGGGCUGAGAUCUGCUCGCAGUGACCCGGCCUUGGCUCAUCCAUUUUCUGCAACCACUAUGCGAGGCAAAGGGAUGUUGGCUCAGGGCGAGCACAGCCUUCAGAGUCAGAUAAAUAGAAACAGCACCUAUUCGGUGACCGACGGCACACACAUGACCAACAGCCAGACACGUAUCGUCCAGCCGCCCUCUGCCCUGUAUCGCAAUGAGGGCAAAAUGGGCACCAUCAAAACAUCCAACAUAGAGCAGCAAGCAGCGGCUAACAGUGCGAUAAACAUGCCAGACAUGACCCUAAAGGAGGCUGUAGUGUUCCUGUCUCACCAUGAAGAGAAUUACCAGCAGUGCGGCGCCACCUUCAUCCACCACGCCUCCUUCAAAGAGGAGAGCGCCAAACGGGAGGUUUUGAAACUACAAGGUAUCCCUGUUUUGGUGUCACUUCUGCGGAGCCCCUAUCCUGGGGUGAGCCAGGCUGUUGCUGGUGCUCUGAGAAACCUGGUAUUCAAAGACCAGAACAACAAGCUGGAGGUUCAGCGCUGUGGCGGUAUAGCCAAGGCCCUGCAGCUACUAAAGGAGACAAAUUCUACUGAGACCCAGAAACAAAUCACUGGCCUUUUAUGGAACCUGUCCUCUGCCGAUGAACUGAAGGCAGAACUUAUAGCUACAGCGCUGCCUGCACUGACUGAGAAUGUGGUGGUGCCAUUCACCUGCUGGUCAGACGACAGCGCCAACAACAACAUACACCCCGAUGUCUUCAACAGCGCCACAGGGUGCCUUCGGAACCUGAGCUGCGGCCAAAUGAAGGAGAGGCAGGCAAUGAGAGCGUGCCGUGGCCUCAUUGACUCCCUCAUGGGUUAUGUCCAGUCCUGUGUGGCAGAGGAAAGCCCUGAUGACAAGUCUGUGGAGAACUGUGCAUGCAUCCUCCAUAACUUGACUUAUAAACUGGAGGACGAGUCUCCCGAGUGCUUCAACAAGUUCCAACUUGAGAAAGAAGGCCAACAUGGGAGAAUGAAAAGCCCCACGAUUGGAUGCUUCAGCCCAAAGAGCAGCAAGGCUCAAAAGGAGUUUUUAUUUGAUGCGGUGCGGGGGAUGCCAGAGGACAGCAAGCCAUCAGGUGUGAAGUGGUUGUGCCAUCCCAUAGCCAUGCAGACCUACCUGUCUCUGCUAGGCUCGUCCCAGAAUGGUGCCACACUGGAAGCCUGCAGUGGUGCCCUGCAGAACCUCACUGCCGGCAAGGGACUGGGGUCGAGUGCCAUGUCUCAGAUUCUGGUUCAAAAGCUGGGGGCUCUGCUGCACAUACCCCGUCUUUUAAAGUCUCCUAACCGGAGCCUGCAGAAGACUGCCAUGUCCCUUCUGGGUAACAUGUCUCGGACCAGCAGUUUGCAGACUACCAUGGCAAAGCAGAUUCUGCCUGAGCUCACCAGCCUCGUCUCCUCUGGCCCUCGAGAGAUGGGAAACUCUGACGAAACAAUAGCAACAGCAUGCAACACAUUGCGGAGUCUGAUGUUGGCAGACACUGAGGUCAGCAAGAAGUUUGUCAAAAGUGAACUGGUGUCAUCAGUGGCUGACCUCUGCGAGAACCCCUCUUUCCCCAAAGGCAACAAAGCAGCUUCCUUGCUCCUCUACAGCUUAUGGAACGAUAAGAAUUUGCAAGGCAUAGCGAAAAAGCAGGGGAUGGCCAAAUCACUUUUUGUCAAUGACAGCUAUGCACAGGUCGGUGCAGGUUAUUGAGUGAGCGUGGCGGACGAGUGGAAAGGUACCGCAGAGCCUGAGAGUCGUGUGUGUGCUUGCAGAUGAGCUCCAGCAUGUAUAGACAACGAUGUGGCCACACCCUUUCAACAAGGAGAGUAAAAUGACAUUCUUUACUUAUAACCUUGUUGAAAGAGUCUAGUAAUUAAGAGUCAAUCAAACAUUGCCUAUAAUUUAGUGAAAAGAGAGCUUCUAAUCUCAUGAGUAAUCCUGCAGUGUUUCAUAUAUUUAAUUUGAAUAUGUUUCUGCCUGUGAAUAGAAAGUGGUAAAGUCUGCAUGUACUGAAACCCAGUUCUUCUAGCCUGACAGCUGCAAUACACCAGGCAAUGUUAUCUGCACUGGUCUUUCACUUAAGCCAUGCUGAGAUUAUUUACAUUUAUGAAUGGCAUUGUUGUCAGAUGUGUCUAUUUGCAGUGUCUAAAUGA
Etheostoma cragini (Arkansas darter) is the source of this 2707-nucleotide messenger RNA. It is a transcript of the gene pkp1a, whose product is annotated as plakophilin-1. The record is from RefSeq and is a predicted model, not a curated record. Gene Ontology annotation, cellular component: nucleus; adherens junction; plasma membrane. Bases 126 to 2264 code for a protein of 712 amino acids. Gene Ontology annotation, molecular function: cadherin binding. The transcript is spliced from 15 exons. NCBI's taxonomy places the organism in Eukaryota, Metazoa, Chordata, Actinopteri, Perciformes, Percidae. Gene Ontology annotation, biological process: cell-cell junction assembly; intermediate filament bundle assembly; cell-cell adhesion.